Molecule: messenger RNA, 2256 nt
Organism: Diatraea saccharalis (sugarcane borer)
Lineage: Eukaryota; Metazoa; Arthropoda; Insecta; Lepidoptera; Crambidae
Source: the annotation of a GenBank genome assembly
UGAAAUAGAACCCCGUGGGUUCACUGGACUUGAAGCAUCCCUUGAAUAUCUAGAGCUGAGUAAAAAUCGUUUACAAAUACUACACGUAGCAGUUUUGGCGCCUUUACGAUCAUUAAAAGGUUUAGAGCUUGCAAACAAUCCAUGGGAAUGUAGCUGUGCUUUGAGACCAAUGCGUGACUGGAUGAUUAGAAGAAACGUGCCUGCUACUGUUGUUCCAGAAUGUGCUUUGCCACCCCGAUUAAUGGCUCAAUCGUGGGAUCGCCUUGAUUUAGAAGAUUUUGCUUGCAGACCUGAAGUUAGUGCAGCUCCAAAUCAGUUCAAAGGAAUGGAAGGGGACGAAGUUACAUUAGUAUGUCGAGUGUCUGGUGUGCCUGCUCCGAGAGUGCGAUGGUUACGUGCGGGCCGUUUACUCGCGAAUACUACAUCCACUAAUGUCAAUUCUGGAAGAGCUUUUAUGUUACGCAGUGAAGGACAUACUAGUAAUUUAACUAUUAAGUCAGCUGAUAUACAAGAUGCUGGGUCUUACGUAUGUAACGCUGAAAAUCGUGCCGGAAAGGCUGAAGUUAUAUUAAGCUUAGCGAUAGAAAAGAAACCCCCUAAUAAAAGUUUUGGUGGUCGGGCGUUGAUGGCUGGAAUGGCGGUAUCCGCUGUCAUAGUGUUAAGCUCGUGUCUAAUAGGUUUGUGUGCAUAUGAGACGCGUAAGAAAAGACAAUUAGAUAGGUGGAAUGAACAGAUUGUGACUACAAGUCAUCGUGACGAUAGUUAUGAAAAAAUAGAAGCUAAUAUUAAAAAUACUGUAGAAGGACCGCGAGUGAUAUCUUCGGACAAUGGUCGUAAAAGAGGUGAUUAUAGAAAUGUGCCUUUACAUGAUCCGGAAGAUGAUUACGAAGGUUACUUGAAGGGCGAAGUUCGAGAAGAUAGAGACUCUUCUUUAACUCCACCUAUAGAUUCUGUUUGGCGACGAACUGAUUACGAUUCCAGAGUAUCUAGAAAUAAUAUAACCGAAAGAGACUUGCAUAUACCAAGAUUAAGCGAUUAUAAUUUAAGAUCGGAUCCAACGUCUGAAUCAGUGCAGAGUUCUAACUCUACAGGGGUAUUAAACCCUCACGUAGAGAUACUAUCAGAAAGCAAUCGGUACAACAAUAAUCCCCGAUCGUGCCCCAGGCCUCGCAUUCGCGACCGUCUCGACAAUGAUCUCUCUGGAAGUGACAGUGAAAAGAACUAUCCCGAUCUAAUAGAAAUGAGCGCUCUAGGUACAUCGUCAUAUUUAAGAAGCGAAGCCAAGCAUGACCCAUAUUACUUUUAUACGAUACCACGGAGAAAAGACGGCGAUAGCCGUAGCCCACUGCUUAGUAGUAGGCGUAAUAGUUCAGGGGGAGAUUCUAUAACUUAUUAUGAUAAGCCGUAUGAAAAAAAUAGACAACGUUCUUCAGGACGAAGAUCAAAUAGUUUUCUCGAUUUGUCUACUGGCGGCAAUCGAAUACGAAGAAAUCCAAGUUUGCCCGCUUCACCUACAAGAGAACAACCGACAGUACCGUCCGCCACACCUCUGCUGGAUCUCUCAGGGCUCAGAGAUUAUACUCAGCGAGGGCAGCCUUUAGAGGACUUUGACUUCCGUGCAUCGCAACUGGAAAAGUUUCUUGAGGAAUAUAGAAAUCUGAGAGAACAACUUUCAAGAAUGAAGGAAACUAGAGAAAAUUUACAAAGAACGAGAGCAGUUGAAAACGAUGAGAUAAGAACCGUUAUGAAAGGAAAGCCUAGUGUUGCGGUAACUGAAACAUCUUCAUCUGUAGCAUUAGCGGACGCUGCGUCCCCAUUAGCACUCAGUCCUCCUGAGUAUAAGCCUCAGCAACCCCAACCUGAAUGGCUCACUACUUUAUUAUAUCGUAAUUAAGCAUUUCAGUAAAUGUAUUUGUGGAACGUUGAUUCACAUAUUGAUUUCCAUUUGCGGAUACAAAUCCGUAGAUUUGAUAAUUCGUAGGAGAUAUAACGAUUGUAAAUAGUAGGAAAGCCAAUGGCGGUAAGAAUUUAAAUUGUUUGUAAGCGGAAUAUAAAAAAAAUCAUUCUUCUGAAGUUGAAAUAAAGUCGAUCCAAAAAAAAAUUUUGUAUUAUUUAUUGGUAAAACAAUGAGAUGCUGUCCUUUAUGAUCAUAAAAGAUUUUAGUACACUGAUAAAAUUUCUAGACUUACUAUCCACGAAAAAUAACUUUGACUGAAAACAGAGUUAUGCAGCUGACCGUUACCACGAAUAUUAUAC